UUUCCUCUUUUCUCUCAUUACCUCGUUUGAUUUCUCGCUCAAGUUUCCACCUUUUUGCUAGAUUCUCAAUCCAUUACCCAAUUCCUUCGUGGCUUGGAACCCAAUUUAGGUUUUCAUUUGUGGGUUUUGCCAAUUUUUGAAGUGCUGAAAAUUCCAAUUUUGAGUAGAAUUUUCGGUUCCAGGAGAGAGUUCAAUUCCACGUUCUGGGAAAUGGGUCUGUGAAAUCCUUCUGGGUUUUCAAAUUUGAGAGAAAAAUUAAUUUUUUUGAUUCAAUUUUGGAUUUUGGCAACUGGGUCUGUGUGAGAAUGCCCGCUACCACGGAAUAUCAAGGUUCUGUUCUGAAUCUACGUGGCACUCAGGUUCACUCCAUGGAAGGUUCAAGCUUGGAGCAAGAGCUUGAUUCGUUUCAGAAACUGGUCGCUGACCGGUUCCUGGAGCUAUCUUCAGUUGAAAAUGAUGAUUUGCUUUCACUCUCAUGGGUUAGGAAGCUCCUUGAUUCGUUCCUCUGUUGUCAAGAGGGAUUCAGAAUGAUUCUCCACAACCACAAGGAACAGGUUUUGAAACACCCUUUGGAUCGCAUGGUGGGUGAUUUUUUUGAGCGUAGUGUGAAGGCACUUGAUGUGUGCAACGCAAUCCGUGAUGGGAUUGAACAGAUUAGGCAAUGGGAGAAGCUGUUGGAGAUUGUUUUAUGUGCUUUGGAUCACAAUAGGAGCAUUGGUGAAGGUCAAUUUCGUCGUGCCAAGAAAGCACUUGUUGAUUUGGCCAUUUCCAUGCUUGAUGAUAAGGAUUCAAGUUCUUCUGUACCACAUAGAAACAGGUCGUUUGGUAGAAACACUGCUAGCAGGGAUCAACACCAUAACAACCAUCAACGUGGAUCAUUGGGUCAUUUUCGAUCACUUUCUUGGAGUGUCUCAAGAAAUUGGUCUGCUACAAGGCAACUACAAGCAAUUGGGAACAACUUGUGUACUCCUAAGGCUAACGAUCUUGUGGCCUCAAAUGGCAUAGCAUUGCCUGUUUAUACAAUGAAUUCGAUUCUUUUGUUUGUGAUGUGGGCUCUUGUGGCUGCAAUUCCUUGCCAGGACCGCGGAUUACACCUCCAUUUUUCGAUUCCGCGGCAGUUUUCGUGGGCUGUUCCGGUGAUCUCACUCCAUGAGCGGAUCAUGGAGGAGUCCAAGAAAAGGGAGAGGAAGAAUUCUUGUGGUUUGAUGAAAGAGAUUCAUCAGAUUGAGAAAUGUGCUAGGGUGAUGAAUGAGUUGGCUGAUUCAGUGCAGUUUCCAUUGAGUGAUGAGAAAGGAGAGGAGGUUAGGCAGAGAGUGAAAGAGGUUUCACAUGUUUGUGAAGCCUUGAAAGAUGGAUUGGACCCUUUGGAACGCCAAGUGAGAGAAGUGUUUCAUAGAAUUGUGCGUGGAAGAACAGAGGGGCUUGACUCUAUUGGUAGAGAGUAAAAUCAUCAUUUUAUGUUUUUGAUGCUCAACAUUACAAGUUGAGAUUGUAGCUUGAUUUUGCUUCCAUAGAGAACUGAAAAAUAAUGAAAAACCAAGAAGAAAAAAGAGGGUGAAGGCUAAGGCUAGUGAUUUGAAUUGAAGAACAUGAAAACAUUAUGUAUCUAUGAAAAACAUAAAAUGUACACAGCACAUUUGAAGUGGACCUUUGUGGUCUAAGCUGUUUCAUUUUCUUCCUUUUUAUUCUGGUCUUGUGAUGUCGCUUAUUGUAUAAUCAAUUUUCUCAAUGAUUUGCUGCAUCAGCUGAUUUUGUUCAUGAGUAUGUAUUAGAUACACUUUCCUUACGGGGCUCCUAUACUUGCAAACAUGACUCUAAAUUACGUGGUUCUGGUCGUUGCAAUUGCAGCUUCUGUGAUGUGUUCAGGAAUUGCCAAUGUAUUUGGUAA
This is a messenger RNA of Gastrolobium bilobum, 1888 nucleotides long. RefSeq names its product protein BYPASS1-LIKE-like. NCBI's taxonomy places the organism in Eukaryota, Viridiplantae, Streptophyta, Magnoliopsida, Fabales, Fabaceae. The transcript has a single exon. The record is from RefSeq and is a predicted model, not a curated record. Bases 306 to 1445 code for a protein of 379 amino acids.